This is a messenger RNA of Limulus polyphemus (Atlantic horseshoe crab), 1374 nucleotides long. RefSeq names its product serine/threonine-protein kinase BRSK2-like. Gene Ontology annotation, molecular function: ATP binding; protein serine/threonine kinase activity; tau-protein kinase activity. Bases 80 to 1348 code for a protein of 422 amino acids. The record is from RefSeq and is a predicted model, not a curated record. The transcript has 14 exons. Gene Ontology annotation, biological process: intracellular signal transduction; microtubule cytoskeleton organization; protein phosphorylation. NCBI's taxonomy places the organism in Eukaryota, Metazoa, Arthropoda, Merostomata, Xiphosura, Limulidae. Gene Ontology annotation, cellular component: cytoplasm.
GGCGUACAAUAAAAGUGGCUCUUUAUAUAUAAUCAUUGUCGUUUGAGAUGGAUUUAGUGUGGAGCGUGAAAUUGCCAUCAUGAAACUGAUUGAACAUCCUCAUGUCUUGAAACUGUAUGACGUCUAUGAAAACAAGAAAUACCUGUACCUCGUGCUUGAGCACGUGUCAGGAGGUGAGCUGUUUGACUACCUACUCAAAAAGGGACGUCUUCAGGCCAAAGAAGCACGAAAAUUCCUGUGGCAAAUUAUUUCUGCUUUAGAUUUUUGCCAUAAACAUUGCAUAUGUCACCGUGACCUAAAGCCAGAGAAUCUUCUCCUGGAUGACAAGAACAACAUCCGAAUCGCAGACUUCGGGAUGGCGUGUCUUCAAGUUGAAGGUACCAUGUUAGAGACGUCUUGUGGGUCCCCGCAUUACGCCAGUCCAGAAGUUAUACGUGGGGAAACAUACGACGGGAAGCGAGCUGACGUGUGGAGCUGUGGAGUAAUUACGUAUGCGCUGAUAGUGGGCUCAUUACCUUUCGACGACAAGAAUCUACGUGUUUUGCUCGAGAAAGUCAAGCGAGGGAUGUUCCAGAUCCCCGAUUUUGUCCCCCAGGAAUGUCGGGAAUUACUGAAAGGAAUGAUUGAAGUCGAUCCGGGAAAGCGGAUGACGCUUUCGGAAGUAUUGAAGCACCCCUGGAUAAGCGAGGAAAGUAGGAGUCUAUCUAAGCCUAAACCUUCCAUCACAGAUACCAUUUCGAUGUACGUUAUACCAGCAGAAGAAGAUAUGGAUACGGAUGUCCUGGGAAAUAUGAUGUCUUUAGGAUGUUUCAAAAACAAACAGAAGUUGCUAGAAAGCAUCCAGAGUACGAGUUACAACACGGAGAAAGUGAUAUAUUUUCUUUUGCUGGAUCGAAAGAAAAAGAAGCCUUCCUACGAAGACGAUGACGAAAUAAUAGUGAGGAAUAGGUCUGAAUCUGCUGAUCCCCCGAAGAAAAGAGUAGACUCUUGUAAGAUGAACGGGAAAUUGAGGCCUAGGUAUUCGUUUGACCGCGUCAGUCAUGGUUCCCCACUGUCCUCUCGACGAAUUCCUUACAGCAGACCCAAACGAAGCUACAGUACUGCUAAGUCCCACACGAGUAAACCUGAAAUCAGUUCAGUGAAAUCUUCCAGACCUGCUUCCAUGGAGACCACUGAGGAAAGCCUUUCAGGAACUCCCCCUGGUUCUCCAGGUAUGCAUCAAGCCAAAUGGAAGUCACGCCUGAACACAAUCAGGAAUGGUUUUCUCGGAAGUCCGCGUUUCCACAGAAGAAAACUACGAACGCCAUCUGCUUCUGACGAUACAGGAUCGGAUUCCUCGCCAGAGUAAGUUUACGUUUACUACCGCCAGAGUAA